This is a messenger RNA of Micropterus salmoides (largemouth bass), 581 nucleotides long. RefSeq names its product hemoglobin embryonic subunit alpha-like. The transcript has 3 exons. Gene Ontology annotation, cellular component: haptoglobin-hemoglobin complex; blood microparticle; hemoglobin complex. NCBI's taxonomy places the organism in Eukaryota, Metazoa, Chordata, Actinopteri, Centrarchiformes, Centrarchidae. Bases 58 to 492 code for a protein of 144 amino acids. Gene Ontology annotation, molecular function: organic acid binding; peroxidase activity; oxygen carrier activity. Gene Ontology annotation, biological process: hydrogen peroxide catabolic process; oxygen transport. The record is from RefSeq and is a predicted model, not a curated record.
AAAACCCCCACGGUUUGGGCUCAACAUCGCAUUCAGAUAUAGUCAAACAAAGGAAAGAUGACCAGUCUCUCGGCUAAGGACAAGGACACAGUCAGAGCCUUCUGGGCCAAAGUGUCUGGAAAGGCGGAGGACAUCGGCGUUGAUGCUGUCUCCAGGAUGCUGGUGGUGUACCCGCAGACCAAGACUUACUUCUCCCACUGGAAGGACCUGAGCCCCACCUCUCCCCAGGCAAGGAAGCACGGAAGAGUUGUGAUGGCUGGAGUUGCAGAUGCCGUGACCAAAAUCGAUGAUCUGAAAGGAGGUCUUCUGGGCCUCAGUGAGCUGCAUGCCUUCACUCUGCGUGUGGACCCUGCUAACUUCAAGAUUCUGUCCCACAACAUCCUCGUGGUCCUGGCCAUCAUGUUCCCCAGCGACUUCACCCCUGAGGUCCAUGUGGCUAUGGAUAAGUUCCUGGCUGCCUUGGCUCUGGCCCUGUCUGAGAAAUACCGAUAAACAGCAGGAGAAGAUGACGGAGACUGUAGCAUGAGCUUUCUUUGCAUAAUGAUUAAUAAAUGCAUGGAUGCAAAAAGCCAAAAAAACAA